Messenger RNA from Penaeus monodon (black tiger shrimp), 1590 nucleotides. Its product is annotated as glucose-6-phosphatase-like. Gene Ontology annotation, molecular function: glucose-6-phosphatase activity. Gene Ontology annotation, biological process: glucose 6-phosphate metabolic process; gluconeogenesis. The transcript has 8 exons. The record is from RefSeq and is a predicted model, not a curated record. The coding region runs from base 16 to 1188 and encodes 390 amino acids. NCBI's taxonomy places the organism in Eukaryota, Metazoa, Arthropoda, Malacostraca, Decapoda, Penaeidae. Gene Ontology annotation, cellular component: membrane.
UUUGUACCUUCGUGUAUGUGGGUCUGUGUGCAUACGUGUUCCAUAAGCAUCUGCCGAAACGUAUCUCUAGGUUUUCGCACAGGCCACAGACUGCAGACUACAAUGGAGAACUACGUCGAGAUGUCUCACAAGUGGGGGGCGGAAUUUAUCGAGAGUCUGCAGACCAGCAUGCCGGGUAGAGGACGGAUGUUCAUGCAGAUUUCUGAUAUCGGCGACCCUGGGCUGGCCUUCACCUUGUAUUUCCCUGUGGUUGUGGCUCUCCAUGCGGGCGUGGGCGUGAGGCUGAUGUGGUCGAUUAUCUUCUGCGAGUGGUCGAACAUGAUCCUCAAGUGGUGCAUAGCAGGUGACAGGCCGUACUGGUGGGUGCACGAGACGCCCGUAUACGCCAACCGCAGACCGCCCGUGCUCAUGCAAUACCCACGCACUUGUGAAACGGGACCCGGCAUGCCCUCCGGUCACGCCAAACUCAACGCUGCCAUGUUCUAUAUCCUGGUGUCGGCGUUCAACGAGAUGGUUGUCAAGAACACGACGCUCCUGAGCCAGAAACAGCGUGUGUGGGCGUCUCGCGGGCUGUGGGCGGCUUACGGCAUAUGGAUGACGUUGGUGUUGAUCUCAAGGACGUACAUUGCCGCCCAUUUCCCGCAUCAGUGCGUGGCAGGCGCCCUCAUAGGUUUGAUGAUGGCCAUGAUGGUGUCCCGCAUGCCGGUCCUGCAACAUCUCACACGCCGUCAGUACGUGGCACUCUCUGUCACCAUCAUUGUGUCUGUCCUUGGGAUCUACUUCAGCGUCAGAACCAUCGGGGGGAACGUUCUUUGGUCCCUGGAAAAGGCCAUCAAGUGGUGCGUGAAGAGGGAGUACAUCCACGUCGACUCCACCCCAUUCUACUCCUUCUCUCGCUACUCCGGGGUCUCGCUCGGUCUCGGCCUCGGUCUCUCUUCGCCGUGGUUCAAGAAGGCUGCCAAGUCGAGAUUCAGCACCAACAUGAUCGCGUCCUUAGCCGUCCUCAACUUCGCCACGAGCCAGAUCGGCGUCAUCGUGCACAAGUCCCUCUCGCCCGCCAUGUUUGGAUGGUACGUUGCAGAAUUCACUCUCAACUGCACCGUGACCUUCAUGCUGGUGGCUGCCCUUCCAAAUUUCGUCAGGGUUGUGUACAAUGCACGCGCGGGCGACAAGUACAAGAAGAAGUGAAGAGGGGGUGGGCGUCCGUAGGUGUUUGUUGCCUGUAUGGGGGCGGGUUUUCUGCGUAUUGUGCGUGCUCGAAGUGAGAGAGAGAGAGUGUGGAGGGAGGAUUUCCGUGCUUUCUUUCGCUCUCCUCCUUAUGCUAAUUUUCUAUUUCUUCCUUUUUUUUCUUUUUCUUUUUUCUUUUUCUUUUCCUUUUUUUUCUUCUUCUUUAUCAUCUUGCUUCUUCCUCUUCUUCUCCUACUUCUUUUCCUUUUUUUUCUGUCUCUUAUUUUUGGAUUGGUGUUGAAAGACUAUAAUGUUUUCUUUAUUUCUUAUUAUUUGAAUUUUCUUCGGUAAAUUUUUCCACCUUUGUUAUUCUUGACUUUCACGUACCAUUUAACGUUAUGUUAUUAAAACAAAUAUAUAUAA